AUGGGUGCGAAACGCUUCCUUCUCGGUGUCGCGUGUGCUGCCAUCUUGGCACGUGUCGAGAGUUCCUCAACCAUCGUGAAUAAGACAGCGCCCGUAGUGGCCGAGUACCCGGAUGAGCUCCUCUUUUCUUCCGAUGCUGACGCCGAUAGCAGCCUCGUCGCUCAGCUGAACCAUAAAGCAAUCAACAAGACGACAACGGAGGAGAGAUUCGCUGAACCGAUUUCCUCGUGGUUUGGAAACCUUGUGCGUAAACUGUACUCGAAGACGACCGACUCUGCGGGUCUAUUCGGGAGUGUCUUUGCCUGGCUCGUGUCGACAUUGCAUCUCCGGUCCUGGGCGUUAAUGGGUCGCACCCCUUCCGAUCUUGCCAACUUCCUCAAGCUUCCUAAAGGUGAUGCCCUUUUUAAAAGCUGGGAACUCAGUCUACUGAAACGGUACAUCAAGCUCCUGCCAGGAGGCCGAGAGACCAAGACAACACGGCUGCUGGACGUGUUGCUGGAACACUAUGGUAGUGAGGCUGAGUUGGCGUCGGUGUUGAUAACGUACACAACUUACAAUAUUGACUUUAAAGCGAGGAGAUUGCUGGAAGCAUUGAUUUCCAAGUCGCUGGAUGCUAAGAAGUCGUAUGAAGGUGUAGUGGACAGCUUUGGCAUCGAUACUAAGCUGGCACUGGCUUUGUUCAAGCUCACCCUUCCUUUUUUAAACAGCAACAAUUUGAACGCCUUGUUGAAAGGACUGUUGAAAGUAGUGUAUGCCAAGUGGCGAGUUGCCGGGGUACCGUUACUAGAGGUUCCUAAAGACGAAAGUUUUUUCGUAAGCACGGAGCUACUUCUGCUGGAAGAUUAUGUCAAUAGCCUUCGCCCGGAGGAAAAGACCAAGACAACGUUGCUGGACUUGGUGAUAAACCAUUUUGGGGACGAGGUCGAGUUUGAACAUGUUUUGCUCGAUUACGUACUCAAGCAACCGCUCCGUAAGACAACAAAUGCAUUGCUGGAAGCAUUGCUUACGAAGAGGCAGCGUGCCGGGAAACCAUUACUGAAGAUUCCGAAAGACGAGAGCCUUUUUGACAGCCGGGAACUGGCGUUGCUGGAUCGGUACGUCUUCUUUCGUCCAAAGGAAUUGACCAAGAUGACGUUGCUGGACGCAGUGAUAGGCAGCUUGGACAGCUCUGGUAGUGAAGCUGAGCUUGCACCGGUUGUGUUCAAGUUCGCACCCGCUUAUAAUAAAUUUGUACCAGCGAGAACAUUGCUUCUGGAUUUGCUACGUAAGUGUAACGGGGCACCCUGA
Molecule: messenger RNA, 1287 nt
Organism: Peronospora matthiolae
Lineage: Eukaryota; Oomycota; Peronosporomycetes; Peronosporales; Peronosporaceae
Source: the annotation of a GenBank genome assembly